AUGACCCACUCGUCUAGAAAAGGAUCUAUUGUUGGUGCUCAGAGAUCACGUUCGGCGUCCUUGGUGGUGCCCACAAUCAUAACUCAAGAGGCUGACCAUUCAGCAAAACGUACACAUUCACUGUCUAUUUCAUCGGUUACUCUGACCGAUUCAACCCAUUCAGGCGUGAUCAACGAUUUGGUUCUGCAGGACUAUUCAUCCUCAAACUCGUCAAGAGGCAAAAUAAGACUUAUGGAUGACGUUGAUUUGGAAAAGCAAAUCAUUCUUACCGCAGGCGGUAAAAGAGAGUACGUUUGUGGAUUUAUAUUAAAGUUGUUAUUCUUAACAUUUGUUGUACUGGGAUGUGGGGUUCUCAUAUUCUAUGCAUUAUAA
[Candida] anglica is the source of this 372-nucleotide messenger RNA. The record is from the annotation of a GenBank genome assembly. Lineage: Eukaryota; Fungi; Ascomycota; Pichiomycetes; Serinales; Debaryomycetaceae.